GGGUGGAGGUAGGGAAACGAAUCCUCUGACUCAAAGCCUGUUUCUUUCCUUAUCUCAAUUCUCAACUCUUUUGGGAGUUCCUUCGUUCUUCCCUUUUUUUAAACCUCUCGUCCCCCAAAUCUCUUCCUCAAAUCUGCUCCUCACUUAGAUCCCACCAUCCUCCCAUUAAAUCCCCUGCUGCAUUUGGCCAAGCCCUUCUGGAACUGCCGCCGUCGUCGGCCGAUGGAGAGCAACAACCAAGCCCAAUCCUCCCCUUACCCUCCUCCUCAGGCCCCUGUUCCGGCCCCUCCCUUACACCACCUCCUUCAGCAGCAGCAGCAACAGCUUCAGAUGUUCUGGUCCUUUCAGCGCCAAGAAAUCGAACAGGUUAACGACUUUAAAAACCAUCAGCUUCCUUUGGCCCGCAUUAAGAAGAUCAUGAAAGCCGAUGAGGACGUGCGUAUGAUAUCCGCUGAGGCACCCAUUUUGUUCGCCAAGGCGUGCGAGCUCUUCAUUCUUGAACUCACGAUUAGGUCAUGGCUCCACGCGGAAGAGAAUAAGAGGCGGACAUUGCAGAAGAAUGAUAUUGCAGCGGCCAUCACGAGGACCGAUAUCUUUGAUUUCUUGGUUGAUAUUGUGCCUAGGGAUGAGAUCAAGGACGAGGCUGGGUUGGGUGGCAUGGUUGGAGCCACUGCCAGUGGAGUGCCGUACUAUUAUCCGCCUAUGGGCCAACCGGCAGGUCCCCCUGGGGGGAUGAUGAUUGGGAGACCGGCAAUGGAUCCCACCGGAGUCUACGCUCAGCCGCCGUCGCAGGCGUGGCAAUCGGUGUGGCAGCCCGCCGCAGAGGAUGGUUCUUACGCGAGUGGGGGCAGCAGCGGGCAGGGCAAUCUUGAUGGUCAGAGUUGAGCAAUUCUUGUGUAGAUGAUCUGCUGUGUGGUGCCAAUGAAAAAAUGAUGCAUUUUGCUGAUGCUAUCCAGGGCGUAAAACUAAGUGUAUUUUUCUUUUAUGUUUCCUUCUUUUCGAACGUGGUUACCCUUAGAAACUUGUAAAAACUUUUACUAGUUGUCGUGGAAUUGACAUUACUUUUCUUAAAUUGCUGUUUCUACGUUGCUGAUAUCAA
Messenger RNA from Cucurbita maxima (winter squash), 1099 nucleotides. Its product is annotated as nuclear transcription factor Y subunit C-1. The record is from RefSeq and is a predicted model, not a curated record. Gene Ontology annotation, cellular component: nucleus. The transcript is spliced from 2 exons. Gene Ontology annotation, molecular function: DNA binding; DNA-binding transcription activator activity, RNA polymerase II-specific; protein heterodimerization activity. The coding region runs from base 223 to 885 and encodes 220 amino acids. Gene Ontology annotation, biological process: regulation of DNA-templated transcription. Lineage: Eukaryota; Viridiplantae; Streptophyta; Magnoliopsida; Cucurbitales; Cucurbitaceae.